AUGAUGGAAUUAAAGUUGAAAACUCAUCGGAAAUUUAUGAUUGUUGACUUUCGCGACUCAAAUGGUCAUGCUGACCUCUGGACUGCCAGUAAAAGCAACAAGACUUUCCAAGAAUAUUACUUAUCACAGUUGGAAUAUUCCUUAUGUCACGUCGAUUUGAAGCCGGAUAAAAGUACAGGGGCGAUCGAAAUUUUUUAUCGGUCUGAUCCGUGCCGUCGUCACAGGCUCCUCUCAGAUGGUGGAUACAUUGGAAUAAAAGUGAAAAUUUCUGCCAAGGGCAUCGCAGCCCAGGGCCUCACAGCCGGUCUCUCCUUUGAAAGCGAAAUCUCAUUCCACAAACUGACCAUCCGUUACUCCGAUUCAAAGCUUGGCGUUGGUCUUCUGCUAUUUUCAGAUCUCAGCCUCUCACCUGCCGGUGAUUUUCUUGAGACUACUCGUUUGGUGCAGCCACCGUCGCCUUCAAAGAGAGAAGGCGCGAAAUUCCUGAUCCCAGACGGUGCAUUCACAACACUCCUCGAGUCUUCACUCAAUCGCACUCCUGUCCUCUUUCACGCAAGUUCCCUGGCCCACUUGAAGCCGGGGGAAAAGAGUAGCACACCUGUCCUCGUAUUGGCAGGUCCACGCUUUCCCAUUUUAAAGUCGAAACAGCGACAUCGAUUGCGUCACUCUCUGGCCAAGGCACUCUAUGGUGAGGCCUUCAGCCAGCAAUUUCAGAAAAGUCGCCAUGGCGGUUGGUCUAAAAGCCCUAUCGGAAUCCGCAUGCAGCACUUCAGUUUCUCUGUGCCUGGCCAGCAGAUGGCAGACAAUACAGCGUGGUCGGUGACCUUGACAAUGGAAGGGAAGGAGAAGCCCGAGGUCUUGGCAGCAACGCAGUCGAACCAAUCAACACAGGCUCUUUAUCAUUGGGGCCUCUUCUUGCUCAAGUGGCUGUCGUCGUUUCCAAUGUAG
Messenger RNA from Hydatigera taeniaeformis, 948 nucleotides. The record is from the annotation of a GenBank genome assembly. NCBI's taxonomy places the organism in Eukaryota, Metazoa, Platyhelminthes, Cestoda, Cyclophyllidea, Taeniidae.